UGGGAGCCGCGGCGGCGGCGUGCAAAAUGGCGGCGCCCACGCGACCCAGAUCCAAGAUGGCGCCGCCCACGGAUGGGAGGUGGAGCCCGGAUCCCAAGAUGGCCGGCCUCCUAGCUCCGAGCUGCUGGCGAGCCGGCUCCAAGAUGGCCGCUCUCGGAAGCGUCCGGCUGGCCCUGGGAGGUGUCCGGCUUUACAACGCUCGGCCGCUGAGGCGGCGGCUCGGAGGGGUUUACCGGCCGGACCCCGAGAACCCUCGCACGCCGGCCUGGCAGCUGACGGCCGCCUAUGAAGCGAAGGUAUUCGGGCGUCACGGAUCAGCCUCUGGAGUCGACCCGGCCGGACUCUGGCCCAGCCCGGAGAAGCUCCAGGACAUUGAGGCCGAGGAGAAGGCCUGGUACCGGUCUCUGAGGGAGAUGCAGGAGCGGCUGGACGCCAAGGAGCAGAGAGCCGAAGCCAAGCGGCGGCAGAGAGAGGAGCACAUUGCUGCCCAAAUGGCCAAGAUGCCAGAGAUGAUUGCAAACUGGUUGCGGGAAAAGGAGGAGCGCAAGUCCAAAGAGCGUGAAGAGAAAGAGCGGCGGGAGAAGCUACUGGCUGAAGCCCGUGAGCGCUUUGGUUACAACCUGGAUCACCGCAGUGCUGAGUUCCAAGAGAUGAUGCAAGAGAUGGAGAAGGCUAGAAAGAAGGAAGCGAAGCUGCAGAAGCAGCAGCGGAGAGAGGAGGCUCUGGCCAAAAAAGCAAUGCAAAGAGCACCUGUUGCCUCACUCCCAGACAAAGAAGGGGAGGUGGUUGCAGCAGAGGCAUCACAUCAGGUCACAUAGUCUGUUGGGGCUCUGAAAGUGCAGACUCUGGACUGCGCAUUGAGUUAACCUGGUGCAGAGGCCCAGCAAGCACAUCUCUUGCAACCCUUGAUCCUGCCUGAAGGUCAUUUCCCAGCUCUCUGACCACCGAUGAGAGAAUAUUCAUACCUUUGCUGCUAAUGCAUCUGAAUUCCUUGUUGGUGGAUCCUGAGGGUGAUGAUGUCAAACUUUGACGUACAUCUUUCCAGUGCAGUAAACUACCCUCACUUACUAGCUGGCUGAUGUGUUGUGUGCAGUUACAGACAAAUAAAUGUACGCGGUAUUUUUAA
Messenger RNA from Lacerta agilis (Sand lizard), 1126 nucleotides. RefSeq names its product GADD45G interacting protein 1 (gene GADD45GIP1). NCBI's taxonomy places the organism in Eukaryota, Metazoa, Chordata, Lepidosauria, Squamata, Lacertidae. Gene Ontology annotation, cellular component: nucleus. The coding region runs from base 27 to 818 and encodes 263 amino acids. The record is from RefSeq and is a predicted model, not a curated record. The transcript has 2 exons.